This is a messenger RNA of Gaeumannomyces tritici R3-111a-1, 1427 nucleotides long. RefSeq lists its product as hypothetical. The record is from RefSeq and is a predicted model, not a curated record. The transcript has a single exon. NCBI's taxonomy places the organism in Eukaryota, Fungi, Ascomycota, Sordariomycetes, Magnaporthales, Magnaporthaceae. The coding region runs from base 132 to 1427 and encodes 431 amino acids.
UCGCGGGAUCUGAACGGGUGAUGUUGGGUAUAAAACAAACACCAUGAGGGCCAGGUCUGCUGUCAGUAUCAGAAACUACACAUCCAGUCAAGCCAGAAUAUAUUCCCAGAUAACUGUCCUCAACAGCAAAUAUGCCACUCAAGCCCUGCCUCUUCGCCGCAGCGUGCUGCCUGGCCUCCCUAGCCAUCACGCCCGCCGCAGCCGCAACACAAGGCCUCGUAGCCGUCCGGCCCAGCAAGCCCGACGCGCGCCUGGGCGCCAUCCUCGGCCCGGCGAUGGGCUUCCUCGAGUGCAACCAGGACGACGCCAACGUCCGGGCGCUCUGCCGGGCCGUCGGCCUCAAGGCCGGGGCCGCGCUCGCGUCGGCCGGCAUCCGCGUCGACGCCCGGGGCCUCGUGUUCGCCUACGACGACGGGACGCCGCGCGGUAUCGACACGGGCCACGGCUGCAGCGUGACGGCCGAGAUCAAGCACGUGCACGCCGAGACCCGGCUCCUCGCCGACGCGUCGCUCGACUUCUCGGGGGGCGGCGGCGACCCGGCGCUCUUCGUCGCCGAGCUGCCCGUCGAGUUCGCCGCGCGCGUCGACGUCAAGCAGAGGUUCGGGGCGCGCGUGCUGGGCAAGUGCGUCAACAUAGGCUCCGACAGCUUCAAGUUGGAGGGCGCGCUGGCCACGACGGCCAAGAUGGCCGUGCUGUUCACGCUGGCGCCCGCGCCGCUGCGGACCGACGCGCAGGGCAACUACGUAUUCACCAUCCGGCCCGUGACGAAAGUGGCGGCGCAGCUGGCCAGCACCGACGUCAAGUUCAACAUCAGCGGCGUCAGCUUUCUCAACGGCCUCGUCACCGCCAUCCUGGGCGGGACGUCGUCGCUGGUCAAGGCCGUGACCAGCAUCCUCCAGGGCGACGGGCUCGGCGCCGUGUGGAAACAGGUGCGGCAGCACGUGCUGGACGUGGCCGUUGGCGGGGCGCUGACCCUGCCCUUCGACCUGCUCGACGGCCUGUUGGAGCUGAUGGCGCGCGCCUAUGUCGAGGAGCGGCAGGGCGCCGCCAUCGCGGCCUACUCGGGCGAGAUGGAGAAGAAGCUGCGCGCGGCCGUGGCGCGCGCGCUGAAGCUGGACGCCAACGGCGAGCGCAGCUUUGUGGUGCGCAAGGAGGUGGUCGAUCUGGUCCGGCAGUUCGGUGGCGGCGCCGACAUCUGGCUGCCCGACCGGCCGGCGGGGUUCUGCUCGGCCGACGGCGAGUGCAGCGACGGCAAAUUCUGCAACGGCGUUGAGAAGUGCGUCAGCAACAAGUGCGUGCCGGGGUCGAAGCCCUGCCUCGGGGGCGGCGAGACGUGUAUGGAGAGCUCCAAGAGGUGCCUUCCGACCUGCGGCGGCCGCAGCGGCAGGGUCUGUCCCAGGCUUUGGCAGGCUUCGGAGCUGGAGUAG